CGUUCUUAAAUACCCUUCCGUGUGGGAAUUAAGCUUUGUUCUCAACGUUGCAUUACAAGGAGGUUUAGUGUCGCGUGGUUUUACAACGGGUGCUGUUGCCACCGCAGUAGACGUGCAAUGGCAAAGUUUCCCGUGGUCUACAUUUGCGUUGUCGUCGGCGCGGUGUUAUCGUUUGCAUACGUCAAUCUGAUGUCCAAUAUGAACAACGCCAGUAAAUGGCAUUCAUUCUUCGAGAAGAAACCUGCUAUACGACAAUUCAAUAGUUCAAGCUUGGGAUCUGCGUUUGACAAGUGGAUCGUGGUAACGACCAUCUUCUCUCCCACUGAUGACGUCAAGUUUCUAGCUAAAAUACCCGGAUGGAAAGUCGUCGUCGUCGCAGACAGAAAAACACCCCGACACUGGAGCAGUCCUAACUGUAUUUUCCUAGACCUUGAAACACAACAGCAGCUUGGCUUUGAGAGUGUCGCACUUCUUCCUACCGGAAGCUACGCCCGGAAGACAAUUGGAUACCUGUACGCCAUUGCUAGAGGUGCCAAGGUCAUUUACGAAACCGAUGACGACAAUCGACCUCUUGACCUUCUAAGAAACUUUAUUCUACAGCCGCAGACAUCGGGUAUUAUGUUUGAUGGGGAGCAUCUGUUCAAUCCGUACCGCCAUUUCGGCCAGCCAACGUUGUGGCCGAGAGGUUAUCCUUUGAACGCCAUCGGAGACAACGUCUCUUACAACUACAUCCUGCAGACAUGGAAAUCUCCUUCCAUCCAACAGGGACUAGUGAACGGCGACCCGGAUAUGGAUGCUAUUUUCAGACUGACUCGGAAGAAGACGCUGACGAUGUUGAAUGUAACCUUUGACAUGCGGGCUCCCCCUGGUGUUGUACCAGCAGGCGUCUUUUCGCCUUUCAACUCCCAGAACACGCUGUUUCUCUACGACGCACUGUGGGCCUUGCUUAUUCCCACAACUACAACGUUCAGAGUGUGUGAUAUCUGGAGGGGCUACUGGGCGCAGCGUCUUCUCUGGGAAAUGGGAGGAACUCUGGGAUUCCUUCCACCAAAUGCUUUCCAGAAACGAAAUUCGCAUUCAUACCUUGACGAUGCUGUUCAGGAAAAAGAUCUGUACUUUGAAACAACGAGACUUUUGUUGUUCUUGAAACAAUGGAACUGCCAUCCAAAAGCAACCUUCUUUACCUGCGUGCUAACCCUCAGUCAAGAUAUGGCUAAUAAUAAUUUUUGGAAGCAAGCUGAUGUCCUGUUAACUGAAACCUGGCUCAGAGAUCUGAAAAUGGUUGGGUAUCGCGAACCGGAGCGAGUCCAGGCAAAGUAUCAAAAUGGCAGCUUCUGUCCUCCAAAGGGAUAUAGCGAUAGACAAACUGUUGUAGAGUUCUGGCCCGUUGAGCAGAAGCUGCCUAUAGCGCACACGACGAAGGACACAUAUGACUCCAAAUGGAACCAUGUUCGGUCCAUUUCCAGUUUUUGUUCAGAAACAUCUCUAAAGCUACCCAAAUACGCAUUACAUCAAACUUCGUCUACUUAUUCCAACAUUCUUCUCAUAAUAGUGUUUAACUUUGCACAUUACGAAAAUGUUAAGUUGUUGGAAAUUAUUUACAGCAUGCAUUUCCCACAAAGACUGUAUUGCGGUCCUGGGUUAAGUAACUUCAGAGACGUCACACGACCUCUUAAAACACAUGUCACCUUUAUAGAAGUGGAUAUUGGAAAAGGGUACUUUGGAUACGCGUGUAUGAUGAAGGCCAUGAGCAUGAACUACCAUGUGGAUGGAUACCUGCAUGUCGCAGACGACACAUUAAUGAAUGUCUGGAAUCUAAACUCACUUCCGGUUGAUCGAAUAUGGGUCUCGUCUUUACUUGAGUUGCUGAGGACAUCCGGGAAGUCAACUAAUUGGGUCUGGAGGAAUUCAGAGUUUGGCAAGAAAGCUUAUUUGUCGUCAAUGAGCGAGUUUAAGCAGGUAGACAAAUCUCGGUACAACGCCUUCAAACAGACGUUAAAUGCCAACACAAAAUUGUCGGACGGGUUUUAUCACCAACCAUCUGACAUUGUUUACAUCCCAACCCGUUUGAAAGAGCACUUCAUUUUCAUCAAUCGGAUAUUUGUAAGACACAGACUUUUUUUGGAGAUGGCUUUUCCAACUUUCAUCGCUGGUGUUGAAUACAUUAAUAAACUUGUAUUCUUGAAGGGAAAAUAUCUUUGGUACGAUGGUUCCAGAAAGUAUGCAGAGAAACGUUUUAACAAGGAUGUGCAUUUCUUGCAUCCCGUGAAAAUAAAACAGGUGUUAAAUGCGACUAAUGGUGUUAAAUUCUUCUGUGAAAUAUAUCUGCCUCUAACAUUACCUGGAGUGAAAAUAUAAACAUGUUUAUUACCCCAGUGGUCACUCAAAAUUGGGAAAGUAUUUUAUAUAUUUUCUGCGUGAGAAAUAUUCUGCAUUGGUGUAACGUACACUACCACUGGACGAUUUGACGCCUACAAAUCAAUGACGUAGCCAGUACUAAAUAUGACGUCAUCAAGAUUUGGCAAACUCAUACAAUGGUGUCACUUAUUUUAAAGAGUUUGCGUUUACGGAUGUCUGUUUUCAGUGUUAACUGGUAAUACAUUGUUAAAUGAAUGCAAUUCAUUACAGAUAUUGUUGACAGAAUAUAUAGAACUUUGCUUUUUGAAAAUUA
Gigantopelta aegis is the source of this 2671-nucleotide messenger RNA. Its product is annotated as probable glycosyltransferase STELLO1. The transcript is spliced from 3 exons. Lineage: Eukaryota; Metazoa; Mollusca; Gastropoda; Neomphalida; Peltospiridae. Bases 118 to 2358 code for a protein of 746 amino acids. The record is from RefSeq and is a predicted model, not a curated record.